Thlaspi arvense is the source of this 1223-nucleotide messenger RNA. Lineage: Eukaryota; Viridiplantae; Streptophyta; Magnoliopsida; Brassicales; Brassicaceae. The record is from the annotation of a GenBank genome assembly.
AAGACCAAAUUACUCACAAGAAUCAUCACAUUCGCUACAGUAAGAGAGAGAGAGAGAGAAAGAUGGCUCCCACGUACACGAUGGCCGGAGGCAAGGGUCCGAACAGCUACAGUCAGCACUCAACGUAUCAGAGAGCAUUACUUGAAGUCGCAAAGGAAAAGAUCAAUGAAGCUAUCUCCACCAAACUCGACAUCAACGCAGCUUCCAAUCGCUUUAACAUAGCAGAUUUCGGAUGUUCUACUGGACCUAACACUUUUCUUGCAGUACAAAACAUAAUAGAUGCUGUGGAACAAAAGUAUCGUAAAGAAACUCAGCCAAAACCGGACGAUAACAUUGAGUUCCAAGUUCUCUUCAACGAUCAUACCAACAAUGAUUUCAACACUCUAUUCCAAACGCUCCCUCCGUCCAAGAAAUACUUUGCUGCUGGAGUUCCGGGUUCUUUCUUCGGCCGUGUUCUCCCUCGAGACAGCCUCCAUGUGGGGCAUUGUUCUUACUCACUUCAUUGGUUGUCCCAAGUUCCCAAAGGGAUCGCGGACGGGAACUCUCCCGCGUGGAACAAGGACAUUCAUUGCACUGGAUUCUCGAAGGAGGUCGCUGAAGCCUACCUUGAUCAAUUCAAGAUCGAUAUGGGAACUUUCUUGAAAGCAAGAGGAGAAGAACUCGUGUCCGGGGGCUUGCUAUUUCUUCUUGGAUCAUGUCUACCGGAUGGAGGAUUAAUCGACCAAGAAGAGCUAGACUCUCUCAAUUUUCCAAUCUAUCCGGCACACGUUGCAGAAUUCAAGAGUGUCAUUAAGGACAACGGGUGUUUCACAAUAGAAGCGUUUGAGAAAAUUAGUCAUGCCAACGAAGAAAUGCCUUUGGAUCCGGAGUUCUUGGCAACCACAAACAAAGUUACAUUUGGAGGAGUUCUUGAGUCACGAUUUGGUAAAGAGGCAAUGGAGAAGACAAUGGAGCGUAUUGAGGAGAAGUGUCCAGAGAUACUUCCGCAACUUGCGAAUGCCAAACCCGGAAUGCAAUAUUUCAUUGUGCUUCGUAGGAUCUGAUUCGUAGAUGAUCAAAUGAAAGAUUGUGAUGUUUGUUGUUGGCUUGCAGAUUUUUUUUGUCAAAAUUCUGCUCGUCCGCAAGAUUACCAAUAUGCUACGAUGAAACCGAAUAAUUGAUGAUAAUUAUAAAAAAAAAUAUGUGUAAGAGUCUUUUUUUUUCCUAAAUAAUUGUUUCAUGGA